AUCCAAUCGUGAAAUUGCGCGCGGCCAGGGCUGAUGAAUUGGAUCGUCGUCAUUUGGAUGUUUGGAGUUCCGUCGGCAUUUCACUCUCAACAUGGUCUCCUUACGAGAAGACUCCGGUUGGAGGAGUCGCGUUCCGGAGCUGCCACCGUUGACCGCACCACGAACUACAAGAUAGUACAAGGCAGGGAAGGGCGGCUAUGAUGGAUGAUGGUUCCUUGGUCUUGCCUGAACUUGCGUAUGCGGCAGGGCAUCCCAGGGGAUUGUGGUUUCUUUUUCACACUAUGUUGGUGCAAGCAAGUUCACACACAAACAUACAAUACCGUAGAAAUACAGCCUCCAGCAGCAUCCUCGCAGUUACAUGGCCCUGACAUGGGGCCACAAUGCUGCCUGGUAGCACCCAAAGCACAAACAUAAUACCUUUUAGUCGUUACAUGGAGCAAUAUUGCAACGUCGACGAGUACUUCCUGCGAGAGGGUGGCAGAAAGGCAGAAAACAAAAUCGAGGCAAAAGAAAGAAAGAGCGAAAUUUGUGUAGGCGCGUCGAAUAGGAGCCACAGAAUAAAAGUACAUAUGUAGGACUCGUACCCUCCGAUGUACGCACAUAUCGAUGUAGAAGGAGAGGUUGUUCUGUCUGUGGAGCAAAUAAAAAUCGACGAAAACGUGCCUCAGCACACACUACGGACGCAGGCACACCCUCCAACGAGCGAACGAACCGGAGCAUAAUCUUGGGAACUUGAUUACAAUUCGUUGAUCGCCGCCUGCUGCUGCUAAGACUAAGGCACCGGAGCUGAAGGGGAUGAAAACGCAGGAGGCUAUGAGGCCAUAUCGAAUUGGAAUUGGAUAACACAGAUCCAGGCAGGCGCUGCCGCCGCCGUUCGGUUGUUACUUGCAGCAGACGCCGCCGUUGUCGACGAGAAGUUUCGAAAUCCAAGCGAAAAGAAGGAAACAAAAGAAAAAAGUUCAACCGAACGGUUGGGAAACUCGCACUAAAAAGCAUAUUAGCACUUUGCAGAUCCAAAAAAAAACGAAAAGAUGUUGAAAAUAAGCCAAGUGAAGCGAAACAGAACACAGGGAGAGAGAGAUAGAGUGAGGCAAACAAGUACAAGCGCUAACGAAAAUAACAAGAGCGCAUAUGCAAGCAUUAAAACAUUGGGAUUAACAUAAAAAGAUAUCAUAUAAAUUGUUGUUUUAUUUUUCUCUUAUCAAUUAUUUUGCUCCUCUUCCAGUCAUUCCGGGGCGGGUGGAUGGUGGUGGUGUCCGCUACAGCAGCAGCAACAACAACACAGACGCUUCAGUGGAUUAACCCUUGUCGGUGGGGUGGAGGAACGUAUCCAAAUUGAAGCGACUAAGUGGAUAAAGAGAGGACGAUAUACCAUUUACUAUAUAGAUACAGCGAGCGUGAGCCUGAAAUAAAGAAAAAAAAUGAGGCUGUCGUGAGCAAAUGUUUCUGCAGUUUAAUGUGCGUGGAAAAUGCAUCAGGGUCACCAAACUUGCCGUGCAUUCUGUGCAAUGGGUAAUUAUACCAUUUAUAUGGUAAUGUGGUCACAUCCCAUAGCUCUCUCUCCCACUAGCAAUCGUUGGGAUUGCACAGAAUUUGACAUUACUUGUGGCAUUUGCGAUUGAAUCAUACCAAACAGACGAAGAAAGCUGAACUUUUUCUUAUAUCCAGUUUUCUCUUUAUUAUGUUAAUUGCUUUGCAGUGAUCAUAGUGGUUUUACUAACCUCUAACAGUUUUGAACUAACCUAUGGGUCCUGUCACUCAAUUAACUGUAUACAAAAAAGUAAAAUUCAAAGUUGACUUUUUCUGAUGAUGCUCAAAUUUAGCGGAGCUGUUUAUAGUAUCGAAACAUGCAAUAAUCCGGAAUUCCACUCCUUCUUUUUUAGCACCACCCCAAAGUUAACAUUGACUUUCCCGAUUUUGGCGUAAGUUUUGUAUAAACACCAAAAACAGUAUUUUAAAUACGAAUUUUAGAUUACUAUUGAACGAAUUUCUGUUAACUUGUUUUCACAGCGCAGUCAGAACGUGCCAUAUGAUCACAUAAACAUCAAUAACGUGAUCGUGCUAACUUGUCGCAUCUGCCAUUUCGACCUUCCGAGAAAAACGCAUUGACAUUUUGUUUGGCUGAAGUUAUAACUAAAAAUGUUUAUAUUAAAAAAGUUAUAACUAAAAAUGUCUAAACGCAUUUUUAUCACUUUUGAGUUAUCGAUGCAGUUUGGUCGAAAUCGCAUGCGAUUUCAGAAAAAAAAACAAACAUAUCCAGUAUUUUGUUCUUGCAGCAAGUUGCAGGGUUUGAAAAAGCACGUGUAGCGACCCUAAGUCGCUUACCUACUAUACAUAGACUACAGUUAUUGUUUGUCAUGAACAAUGUCAAGUUCACGACAACGGUAAAUGGUCUAGCACACGCGGUGUGUUAUACAAAACAUUCAGGUAGCGGUAACGCUUGACACCUGAUGUUUUGUAUAACAUUUUUCGACCACGACCUAGGGCACUGGUAGAUCACAGUUCAGUGAUCUUAGUAUUUAACGGCCUGAGCUUGUUCAGUCGGGGUGUCUUUUUGUAUUGUGCAGUCAUUAGUCAGUGUUCCUUAUGCUUGUGCUCUGUUAUCAGUUGUGCAGCUAAAUAGUCUUGUGCUUGGGUUUGUGCUUGUGCUUGUGUCAGUCAGUACUCAUGUCAAUGUAAUAAAUAAAAGCAGUUAAAAUCAAUGUGCAAGUGUUAUCUUAACCAGUGCAUAAUAUCACAGUUAUCCCGCUCGGACACUCGGUCCGAUACAUCUGGUGACAGCGGAAACUAACCGCUAGGAAAAAGGAAAACGCCAUUUCUGACUGACUUAAGUAAUAAUUGUUACAGCACUCGAUUUUGAUUAGAAGAUACAAGGAAGCAAAAGUGUGGGUGUAUUACUCGUGAAUUCUAGAACCACGCAGAACUGAGUAUUGUUUGUGACCGUUUUUCGUGAAUUUGUGUGUUGCUGUUUCGACGACUUUGACGAUUUCAUCCGUAAGCGAGGCAGGCCACCACGAGAGGAUGAUCAUCAUUCUACUGAUAACAUGGUGAGUACCUUUUAGUUUUAAGUUCUGUUUUUUUUGUGAAAAAAGUAAUAUUGUUUGAUGAUUUGAUGGAGAAGUCAGUACUUCAAAGCUAUUUCGUUGAGUAAAAGUGUUUGAAUAAAAUGUUCAUUGUUAUGCAUCACUUAUAAAUUUCAAUUUUAAAUUAUAAAAUAACAAAAUGGUGUUUGAUCUGAAAGAGGCAGUAAUUUGCAUUCCAAAAUUUGAUGGAUCUCAUAACCAUCUACAAAAUUUUAUUGCAUUUAUAGACCUUUUUGCACAAGGUAAUGAAAAUAAUGUCAACCUUCAUUGGGAACAUCAACUACUUGUAGUAGUUCGCAUGAAGUUUCAUGGGAAAGCGCUAGAUAAAGCUGACAAUAUAAUUAAAGAAACUUGGAAUGAAACCAAACUAGCUUUGAGAAAUGCCUUUGAAGAAAAAUUAAGUAUUGAGCAGAUUAUCAUGGAAGUUUAUAGUUUAAAGCAAUUGUAUCAUGAAUCUUUUGAAGAUUAUAAAGAGAGGGCUGACAAAAUUCAUGCUUCUAUUAAAAAGCUUGGGAAUAACGUCUAUGCAAAUAGACAAUUUAAAUCAAAUUUUAUCUCAGGUUUGAGAGAUUACAAUGUUGUGAAACUUGCAGCAAAUAUCCAAGCUGAUGAUUAUGAAGACUUAGUUGCAGAAUUAGUCAAAAAGUGCAGAUAUAUUGAAGCAAUUAAUACCAGUUCAGCAAUGAAACAAAAUUAUACAAAUAACAAUUACGAUGAUGCAAUUCGUUAUCACUCAGAUGAUUUUAACGGUGGAUGUACAUCAUUUAACAAACGCCAUUAUAACUAUAGCUCUAAUUCAAACUCAAACAGUAGACCAUAUUAUCAUGGGAGGAAAAACAACAAAUUUCAAAAUUUUGAAAAUCGCCCACAAUGGCAAGACAGAAACCAGUCUCAAAAUUUUAAUGAUAGCAAUUUUAAUAACCAGACUAAUGGUUCAGACUGGUUUGAUAACAGAAAUGCUAAUUUCAGUCAACAAGAAAUGGACAAUCAGAAUAAUUUACUAAAUUAUUCAGAUAAUUGUUCAGUUUUUGUAACAGAAGAGUCAGAACUAGUGCAUAGUUUUGAAGAUUUUAAUCAAAAUUAUGAGUCUAAAAAUGUAAUAGAUAUUUCAAAUUCAAAUUACGAUGAGCACAUCGAACUUGCUGAAAAUAGUGAAAAUUUGAGUAUUGUGCUAACUACUGCGGCAUGGAAAGGUGACAAUUUAUUUGAAGAAAAUACUGCAGAUGAACCAACUACACACAGUGAAAUCGAAGUACAAGUUUUGAAUGUUAAUGAAGAGUUAGAUCAGUUGACCCAAAUAAAUGAAAUAAAUGAUGAUGUUGCAACUACGUCUGAUUAUUUUAAAGAAGAAUAUAAUAAAUCAGAUGACAAAGAAAUUAUUUAUGAUUUAACAAAGAUUUAUGCUGAGAUUAACGAUUCAAACAUAAUUAUUCCUCAAUGGAUAUUUAAUCAGAAAACGACUGAGGAAAUUCAAAAUGGAGUUCAUCAAGAACAAGUUGUUGUAUUGAAAUUUGAUCCUAUAAAAGAUACCGUUUUUGAAAGCCAGUAUAAUCCAAAAGAUGCCAAUGAGAUCCUAGAAAGUGAUAUUGCAUGGGUUGAAACAACGAACCCGAUUGCAUUAGAACAAGUUAGAACGUUUAAAACAUUAAAACAAUAUCACACAGAUAAAUUCAACUCUCGGUCGAUAUCAUCAUUGAAUGAUGGUGAUAGAAAAGAGAACUCAAAUUCAAUUGAAGAAAUUAAACCAUUUAUUUUGAACAGUCAAAAUGUAUUGCAAUCAUCACAAAAGCUUGAAGAUUUUAAAAGAUUUCGUAUGAAAGGAAGCUAAAUAUGUUUUUGAUAAUUUGGACUGGACACAUUAUCGAAGAAUGUCGAAUGAAAAUUGAAAUGAAAAGGAUAUUUAUUUUAAAAAGAAGUGAUUGAUUAAACAUAAUGGUCGCUCAAGUGCAGUGCUCUUUAUAACUUUAUUCAUGAGUGUGGACUCUUAUUAUCACGUUCACAAAAUGGUUUUAAAAAAAAUUAAAUCCGUAUUGUAGUAACUCACCCGCAUAAUGAAAUAUGCCUUUAACGGUGCACAUCAACCAGAGCUUAUGCACCCAAAUUUUUAUUACAGACAUUUUAGUAUCUUCAAAACUACGUUUACUAUUGCAAUAUUUUGUUAUUCAUCCCCUAAAGUACUGUCCACAAAUCAAUUUACAACAAAGUUUGACUAAUUUUACAAUGCCGUUAUUGCAGGAUUGGGUCCGUAAGUUUGGCAAAUUUGAAACAAGAAGACAACAACUUCCUUUGUUGCUGUGCACCCUUAAAGAUUUGCCUAUCGAUGGUUUCAUCAUUAGGUUUAAUCCUCUACUCAAAAAAAAAAGUUAGCAAAAUGCUCUUCAAAGUAUAUUUUUACUUGAUGACACACACGCUAAUAAUGUGUACGCUGUCAAUGAAAACGAUUACGAUGUAAAUUCGUUUAGUACUUUUAAGAAGAAUUUGAGUUUUAUCAUGUUAAAAAAAUAAAAAUAAUAUUUAAAAAAACAUUGCAUUUUAUACUAAUAUGCUUGCAUGCGAGAAUUUCCCUUUGCUUGAGACUUUUCUUUUCAGCACACCUACUACCAACUUUUCGGGGUCAUAGGGGGAAUGAUCGGUCGGAUCAUUUAUGUAAGUAUAUAAAUUGAAUGAUGCCAGUAAAUGAUUCGGACUAUUCUAUUCACCAAAAUUUAAUAUCAUUCAAUUUAAACCUGUAUGCAUGCAAGAUGAAUGUAAGAGGUCUGUGAGAAGAACGAUAAAUAAAAUGAAUGAAAAAAAAAAUAUAAGUAUGGUUUGAAAAUAACCAAUCAUUUUGUUUAUAAAAUAUUAAAAAAAAAACAAAUUGAGAGUCAAUCAAAAUUAAAUGCCGCCUAGCAAAUAAAAUAUGGGACUUAGCCAAUUCGUAGAGAUAAUCAUUAUAUUUAAAUAAUCAUUAUAUUUAAAAAAAAAUCUGCAAAUUAAAAAAAAUGGCAAUUCAAAGUAUAAAAACAAAAAAAAACUUAGGGUUUAGAAUUUUGAGCCAGUCCUUAGAGAGCAGAAUCCACUCUGCUAGGGAGCAGAGGUAACUUCAAACUUCAACAUCCGCAAUCAAUGACGCUGGGGUCUUCAAGAUAGGACAACGAAGGGUCCUUGGCGUUACUCCAGAUGAUGAAAAUUGGUGAUCUUCAAUGUUACUCAAUGUUGUAUGGUGUUACCAUGGAUGUUGACGAAGCUGAUGGUCUAAACUGUGGCAAGGAGAAUGGCAAGAUGAGAGAUCGAUGGAAUCUCGUUGGAAAGACAAAUGUAUACGGUAUCAACAUACGAUUUAAACGACGGCGACUGGGAGAUGAUGCUCCUAGAUUGCGCCUUAUGCAUUAAUAACCGGAGUGUUAUUAGCGGCUUAGCAAUGAACUUAGAUUGCAUUUAUUUUGGCAAUGGUUGCCUGAACCAUAUUUUUGGCAGUGUUUGCCUUGACAGAAUUGAUCUAAUGAACUAAUGGAAGUUCAAUCAUACCGUAUCAAGCCAACGAGAUACGAAAAGUUUAACAAGAGAUGGCAUCAACAACAGAUUGAACACUUAACAGCGAAAAGUCAACGGUUGGAACAACAGAGUCAAUAUCGUCAACACAGCCCAGACGUACAUCAUCGAAGCAGCCAGGACAACCGUGAUUAUCCCCGAAGACACCCCAGAGUCAUAACGCGAGACGGAAGACAUCCAAGAAGACAUCCCUGAGGUAGCAAGGACCAACGUAAAGUUAGGAAAAAUUAUAAUAUUUUACCAAAAACUUACAACUAUCUACUUGAAA
This is a messenger RNA of Culex pipiens pallens (northern house mosquito), 6882 nucleotides long. RefSeq names its product TBC1 domain family member 5 homolog A-like. The record is from RefSeq and is a predicted model, not a curated record. The coding region runs from base 3223 to 4911 and encodes 562 amino acids. The transcript has 2 exons. Lineage: Eukaryota; Metazoa; Arthropoda; Insecta; Diptera; Culicidae.